AUGGCUAGAUACGGUGCUACCUCUACUAACCCAGCUAAGUCUGCUGCUGCCCGUGGUUCCUACUUGCGUGUUUCUUUCAAGAACACCAGGGAGACCGCCCAGGCCAUUAACGGCUGGGGUUUGGAAAGAGCCCAGAAGUACUUGGACCAGGUCUUGGACCACCAGAGAGCCAUUCCAUUCAGAAGAUUCAACUCUUCCAUCGGUAGAACCGGUCAGGGUAAGGAGUUCGGCGUGACCAAGGCCAGAUGGCCAGCUAAGUCCGUCAAGUUCGUCCAGGACUUGUUGCAGAACGCCGCUGCCAACGCUGAGGCUAAGGGUUUGGACUCCACCAAGUUGUUCGUCUCUCACAUCCAGGUUAACAAGGCUCCAAAGCAGAGAAGAAGAACCUUCAGAGCUCACGGUAGAAUCAACAAGUACGAGUCUAGUCCUUCCCACAUCGAGUUGGUCUUGACCGAGAAGGAGGAAGCCGUUGAGAAGGCCGAGGAGAAGAAGGUUGUCAGAUUGUCCUCCAGACAGAGAGGUAGAUUGGCUGCUCAAAAGCGUAUCACCGCUUAA
This is a messenger RNA of Lachancea thermotolerans CBS 6340, 555 nucleotides long. RefSeq names its product 60S ribosomal protein uL22. Gene Ontology annotation, cellular component: cytosolic large ribosomal subunit; ribosome. Bases 1 to 555 code for a protein of 184 amino acids. The record is from RefSeq and is a predicted model, not a curated record. NCBI's taxonomy places the organism in Eukaryota, Fungi, Ascomycota, Saccharomycetes, Saccharomycetales, Saccharomycetaceae. The transcript has 2 exons. Gene Ontology annotation, molecular function: structural constituent of ribosome. Gene Ontology annotation, biological process: cytoplasmic translation.